Molecule: messenger RNA, 1549 nt
Organism: Drosophila arizonae
Lineage: Eukaryota; Metazoa; Arthropoda; Insecta; Diptera; Drosophilidae
Gene: MKP-4
Product: dual specificity protein phosphatase MPK-4
Biological process (GO): protein dephosphorylation
Cellular component (GO): nucleus
Molecular function (GO): protein tyrosine/serine/threonine phosphatase activity
Source: RefSeq, a predicted model, not a curated record
GCAUAAAUUGGCGCUGUCUGGUGGCCCUCGUUAUGCUGCGGAUCAGGGCAGCAUGAGAUUUUGCGCUACACGAGCAGAAGCAGAAGCAGCAGCAAAAGCAGAAGGCAACAACAGCGCAAUGCCAUUUCAAUUGCUGCGGGCGCGGCGUGUGAGGAGCUGCCAUUAAUCGAGGAGCAGUAAUUAGUGCAACAAGAAGGAAAAAUAACUGCUCCAAUCGCCAUGCAGCUGCCAGUGGCAACACUGUGAGCGCCAUUUCACAACCGUUAAGCGCAACAGUUGCCGUUGCUGUUGCUGUUGCCGUUUUUGGUCGUUCGUCGUUGCAGCGCGCUGCUGUCCUUGAGCGUGCAGCAUGGAGGCCGCGACGACAGCGCAUGGCAAGCGGCAGGACUGUGGCACAUUAACGCGCCAGGACUUCAAUGGCGGACCCGUUAGCAUUGAUGAAAUCGAACCGGGUCUCUUUCUGGGCAAUUUGACAGCAGCUACGCACAUGGAGACGCUGAAAUCCUUUAAGAUAACACACAUAUUAACGCUGGACUCGGUGCCACUGCCGCAGCAUAUUGUGGAGGCGAGUUUCCUGACAACCAAAUACGUGCAGAUCUCGGACAUGCCACGCGAAGAUAUCUUGCAACAUCUAGAGGCUUGCGUGGAGUUCAUAUCCCAAGCCUUGGAGCAGCAGCAGAACGUGCUCGUCCACUGCUACUUUGGCGUCAGUCGCAGCUCGUCGGCUGUGAUUGCCUACAUCAUUAAACGUCAUGGGCUGGACUAUCAGGCAGCGUAUGAACUGGUCUUGGCCAAGCGUCGCUUUGUGCAGCCCAAUGCGGGCUUUGUUGCCCAGCUGAAGCUCUUCCGUCGCAUGGGCUAUAAAAUAGAUCCCAACUAUCAGCGCUACAAGAUGCAUCGAUUGCGUCUCGCUGGUGAACAAAUGCGCAAGGCUAAGAUCUUGCCACAGAGCUUCCAUAAUGUGGUGCGUCCCGAUCCGGAUAUCACACGCGAGAAUCCUGAACCAAUUGUCUUUCGUUGUCGUCGCUGUCGACGCGUGCUUGCCUCCAAGUCGCAUGUGCUGGAGCAUCGGCCUCGUGGCACACCACAGCACCAAGAACAGGAGCAGGGACCGGAGCAAGAGCAAGGGCAACAGCAGCAGCAGCAGCAGCAAAAACAGCUUGCCGGAGCCACUGGAUCGGUCUCGGAGCCACGUCUGCUCGAUCAGCUGGCGGAGCGCAUACGGAAAGCUUCGCUCGGCUCGCCCAGUCACGAGAACCUCGUCACUGCCGCUGCUGCCGCCGCCGCUGUCUCUGGCUCCGGCAACAACAAUUGCCGCAGCUUAUUAUUUGUGGAGCCCAUCGCCUGGAUGCACCGCAUCAUGCUCAACACCCAGGGUCGGCUCUACUGUCCCAAGUGCGAGCAGAAGAUUGGCAACUUUAGCUGGGUGAAUGCCUGCCAGUGUCCUUGCGGCGAGACGAUGACGCCCGCAUUUUAUUUAAUACCUUCCAAGGUGGAGCUCUCCAAGGCCGUGCAAAACGUGCAGACAACGGUCUAAAUUUUGUCUAUA